CUUCUUCUCAAACCCUAACCACCAUGAGAUCCUCCUCCUCCGACGACGACGACGAAGACCCGAAGCUCCCUCACGACGUCGCCGUCGAGAUCCUGAAGCGGUUGCCGGUGGAAUGUCUCCUCCGAUUCAGGUGCGUCUGCCGGUCGUGGCGUUCCGCCAUCGACGACCCUCGUCUCGUGGCCCUCCACUGGAGCCACUCCGCUCUCGAUGCCUCCAAUUGGUAUCUCGUGUGUCUAGAUUGGUGCGAUCGCCUGUGCUCUCUGUUUUCCAGCGAGUCUCUUACCCUGCCUUACCGGUCGCGAAUCGAAAUGCCCUUUGCUACUCCUUCUGGCUGUUACGAUUUCGUUGGUUCGUGUAAUGGCUUGAUCUGCGUCGCAGAAGUUUCCGGAUAUGGCUAUUGUAAAGCGAUGUAUUUGUGGAAUUCGUUCACCAGAAAGCACAGGGCGGUUCCACGAUCCGGUCUGCGCCAUCAGUUUUCUUCCAUGGAGGCUGGUCAUGAAUAUCUAGGGUUUGGCUUCGACGCCGGGUCGAACGACUAUAAGAUUGUGAGGAUUCUCUAUUCUGAAGAUGAUAAUCGCCAAUGCUUUGGUGGGCCAAAGCCUCGAGUCGAGAUUUAUUCCGUCAGUACAGAUUCGUGGAGAAGUUCGGAGUGUGAGGUUCCUGUUUUCUGUGACAACGGACCCGCGGUCUUCUUGAAUGGGAAUCUGCACUGGAUUGCUUUCAAGUGCGAUGUUGCGUGGGAUGAGCGUGGAUAUGGAUCGAUAGUCUUGUUCGAUGUCGCAGGUGAGGUGUUUGAUGAAAUGGCUCUGCCGGAAGUUCACGUGGACAAGGGCAGUUUGAUGGUGUCUGUGGCAGUGUUGCACGACUCGCUGGCUGUGUUCAUAAAUCUCGUGGAUGCAAUUUUGUGUCCUGGACGGCAUUCCACUUGUUCCAUUUGGGUUAUGGGGGAGUACGGCGUGCCUGAGACUUGGACUAAGCUGUAUACUUUUGAGGCUUGUGGACUGGUAACAAAAUUUGAUGGCUUCACGAGGAAUGGCGAGCUUCUGAUGGAAAUAGAUGCUGGAGAACGAGUUUCCUGGAAUCCAAUCACGGGCCAAUACGCAAAUCUUCCACUAUCGAUCCAUUGCGAUUUGGUCAAUGUCGUAGAGAGCCUCGUUUCGCUUUAAAGAUGAUUCGAUUGCCAUUACAUUUACCGGUACGACAGAUUGAUUCUGCUGGCAGAAGAGUUGAAAGGAACAUCUGAAUUUAAGAAGAAAUGAUGUUAUACAUAUUGACUCCGGCCACAAAAUGAGAAGUAGAAGGAUUGAGGUGGUGCCCCGUCUGCUUUUGGUACUUCUUGCAAGCUUUAGAAUGCAUAUAUGCAUUUUCACAUUUUGAGUUUUUCUUUAGACUAGGCAAAGUGUGUGCUCUCUUUGCAAUUUGCAGCCAGAAGAACUUUGCGUUUUAGUAAGCCCAAAUCAAAACCAAUCAAACCCCGA
This is a messenger RNA of Syzygium oleosum, 1478 nucleotides long. Its product is annotated as F-box/kelch-repeat protein At3g23880-like. The transcript has a single exon. Gene Ontology annotation, molecular function: protein binding. NCBI's taxonomy places the organism in Eukaryota, Viridiplantae, Streptophyta, Magnoliopsida, Myrtales, Myrtaceae. The record is from RefSeq and is a predicted model, not a curated record. The coding region runs from base 24 to 1166 and encodes 380 amino acids.